Messenger RNA from Annulohypoxylon truncatum, 1041 nucleotides. RefSeq names its product putative methyltransferase-domain-containing protein. The transcript is spliced from 4 exons. The record is from RefSeq and is a predicted model, not a curated record. NCBI's taxonomy places the organism in Eukaryota, Fungi, Ascomycota, Sordariomycetes, Xylariales, Hypoxylaceae. The coding region runs from base 1 to 1041 and encodes 346 amino acids.
AUGUCGGAUCAUGACAUAGACCCCCGACUGCUCAUUCUACGCCGACAAUACAUGCAGCUGUUUGAGCCCGAUUUUCUAGCUUGGCCACCAUCUAGUCUUCUCAAGAGCGCGGAUGUACAGAAAUGGUUAUACAAACGUUUAUUCGACCCAAGUCUAAAUCCCAAGUUGCCACCCGAGGGCUAUCAAAUGCGUGUCUUGAAACUGCUUCUUUCUAAGAUUAAGAAAGCUACGGAUGAGCAUGAGGUUUCAUGUGAGCUUAAGACGCACCUCGCGUCACUCGCUGCCAGAGGAGCACCGCCCGAGUUUCAGACAUUCCACGAAAAAGCGUAUGUGACGUUCACCUGCACACCAGAAAAGCCUGACCUCGUCGAUGGCUAUGAUGAUGCGCCAGAACGUACAGUAACGCUUCUCGAACGGCGGCACUUGGUAUCAGGUUCACGAACGACGGGAUUUAGGACUUGGGAGGCAUCUCUUCACCUAGCCUCUUACCUACUGACAGAUACUGGCUCAAGUUUUGUCCGUAAUAAGAAUGUGUUGGAGCUAGGCACUGGCACUGGUUUUCUCACCAUUCUCCUAGCCAAGCAUUUACAAGCAAAACGCGUCACUGCUACAGAUGGCGAUGAAGAUGUCAUUGAAGCAUUAAACGAAAACAUUGCUUUGAACAAACUGGACAACCCGCAAAGAGCCAGGACUGGAACUUUGACAUGGGGUUGUGAUCUAGAAGGGACCUGGGUCGAAGACGACUGUGGCACCCAUCCGUACGAUAUUGUUAUUGGCACCGAUAUUACAUAUGAUAAGAUAGCUAUUUCGGCUCUUGUAUCGACGCUUUAUAGUCUCUUUAACAUGAGACCGGAGCUUAAGGUUAUCAUAUCGAGCGUCGUCCGGAAUGCCGAAACGUUCGAGGUAUUUAAAGACGAGUGCGCCUCUCGCAACUUUGCAGUUGAAGACGUCGAAUUCGAGCCAAAGCCGAUGAGGCAGCAAAAGUCACUAUUCUAUGCGGCGGCGGUGCCUAUAAAGAUAUUAUCCAUCACCCGCCCGUGA